GCGCGCUAAAGUUCAUUCUUACUCUGUCGCGCGCUCCUCCUCGCUCCUCACAACCCGCUUGCAUUUCGCGCUUAGGUGGCCUCGCGCGCCCUCCCGACGUCCGCGGUCCGCCACAAGGCGAGGACGGGCCAGCCGCUGGUCUCUCUUCGUCCGCCCCUCCCUCUGCGGCUGCCGCGGGCACGGGCAGGGCCGCCGAGUUCGCACGUGGGGCAGCUGCGGUGCCUGCCUCGCCUCCCGCGGGCGGGACGCUGCUCCGGACAUGUCCUUGACCUCUGCGCCGUCUGCUCCUUGGAAGAGCUUCACUUUGGUGCUGCUCUUGGCUACGGGCGAAACGACUCCUACGCGGCAGGCACAUAAAUAUCAACGCUGGGAUUACUUGGUUGAAAAGUUGGAAAAUACUGGAAGCAAUGUUUCGGUUAUCAAAGAGGCAGAGAUGCAGGAAUCGCCUAAUCUACAGCUUACAACUUCAUCUCAGAGGUCAGAAUGGUCCUUACGUUCACUUAAGCAGAAUUGGGAAGAAUAUGUACGUCAGUGUUUAAAGUAUCUCCAUGAAGAACCCCCACCUGUGACAGAAGGCAGGUUCUGUAACAGAACAUUUGAUGAAUAUGUAUGCUGGCCUGAUGGAAUGCCUGGUACCUAUGUGAAUGUGAGCUGCCCUUGGUAUCUCCCAUUAGCUAGCAGAGGGCAAGUUUAUCGCUUCUGCACACUUGAGGGCACGUGGCUGCUGGAGGAGAAUUCUACCCUCCCCUGGAGGAAUAUUUCCGAGUGUGCAGUUGCUGAUACAGACUUGCCAGAAGAACCAACUGUAUUCCUUUCUGUGAUCUAUACCACUGGAUAUGCUUUGUCUUUUUCUGCCCUUGUCAUAGCAACAGGCAUCCUCCUUGGGUUCAGGCAUCUGCAUUGCACCAGGAACUAUAUCCACUUGAACCUUUUCAUCUCCUUUAUCCUACGUGCUGUAUCUGUCUUCAUUAAGGACUCUGUGCUCACAUGGAUGUACAGUCACCCCCAUGAACACCAGUGGGAUAAAUUCAUGUCCUAUCAGGGGUCACUUAGCUGUCGCAUGGCCUUUGUGAUGAUGCAGUACUGUGUGACUGCAAAUUACUAUUGGCUGUUGGUGGAAGGGAUGUACCUGUACACACUGCUAGUGCUAUCAGUAUUUUCUGAGCAGAGAAUCUUUCGGCUUUAUCUUUGUAUUGGCUGGGGUGUGCCAAUGCUGUUUGUUAUCCUCUGGGGAAUUGUCAAGUACCUUUAUGAAGAUGAGGGCUGCUGGAACAAAAACCAUGACAUGAACUACUGGCUGAUAAUCAGGCUGCCCAUCCUUAUUGCUAUAGGGGUGAAUUUCCUGAUCUUUAUCAGAGUUAUAUGCAUUAUCUUUUCUAAGCUGCAAGCCAACCUGAUGUGCAAAACUGACAUAAAAUGCAGGUUGGCCAAGUCUACACUGACUCUGAUCCCACUGCUGGGGACACAUGAGAUCAUCUUUGCUUUUGUAACCGAUGAGCAUGCCAAAGGGAAGCUGCGUCUUGUGAAGCUCUUUUUUGAACUCUCUUCAUCCUCCUUUCAGGGUCUUCUGGUAGCAGUUCUGUACUGUUUUGUCAACAAUGAGGUUCGGACAGAAUUUCAGAAAAGCUGGGAGCGCUGGAGACUAGAACACCUUUAUGUCCAGAGAGACAGCAGUAUGAAGCCACUCAAGUGUCCAGCCAAUAGCAUAAGCAGUGGAGGAACAGUGGGGAGCACAGUCUAUGCUGCCACUUGUCAGGCUACAGUCAGCUAAGAUUUCUAAAGACAAGCGCAGAGUUGAUGGAUCAUCUGACCUGAACUGUAGGAGGUGCAAUUGAAUGCCCUUGACUAUCCAGGCAAACUGGUUGCAAGAGACCUGGCAAAGACUUGAGCCUCCUUUGUUCAUGGCUGCUAGCAGCUGGAUGAGCUUUUAGAAUAUAGCAGACUACUAAUGUAAUCAGUGUAUCUGGGACAGAGGGAUGGAAUCUGGUCUAAAGUAUAUUUAAAGAGUUUUUUCCUUAUUCGUAUCAACGGUCUCCAGGUGUCCUAAACAUUUAAUUGAUGCAGUCAAAAAGCAUGAGGUUAACAGAUUUGUGCAGGCGCACAACUUGAAAGCUUUAUUGAUUAAAUUAUGAGGAUGCAUCUGAUUAAUACAGACAUUAAUACAUGGUUAGAAAGAAGCAGUUAUUUGACUCUGACCAUACAUUUCAGGACCUUUCCAGAUGAUAGCUUUGCUAAUAAAUACAGAGUUAAAUGUCUCUUAUUCCAGGGGAUCCAGGGUCUUUCCCCCAAAUACUAUCCCUGUGGUAAGGAAAUAUAAUUUUCCCUCCAUUCAAACUGCAAUCUGUUCAUUGGAAAUCACUUUCUAACACAGUUAGCAUAUCCAUUGCAGUUUGAAAUGUCACAUGUAGUGUCACACUCACUUUACAGCCAGUGCCUGCUAUACUAACAACUCUUCUUUCCUCACCAUCAUGGCAUAUGAUGACUUGAAAUAGUCUUAUUGACCAAAGUCGACUUUUAAUAUUCAGAAUGAGAAUCCUGACAAAUAGCCAUUCCACCCUUUUAUUCUUUCAGGCAUCUUCUCCCCUUUUAAAAAAAUGAAUGCAUGUUAUGCAUUCCUUAUUUGCAGCACUGGAGCUCCCAUAUUCCUUUAAGAACCCCCCCCCCCUCUCUCUCUCUCAUCCUCCCUUGCCCUUCUAAAUUUGGUGAGCUGGUAAUCCUCUGACACAACAGCAAUCCUCCCCCUGGUGGCAAAGAUAUACUACUGAUCCAUUGUAUAAAGACAGCUAGCACUGGAUCCCAUCUACUGCUUCUCGAGCACAAGGAAUACAAUCUGACACUUCUUCAUCAUCUGGAAAUACCUGAAUUGUGGGCACUAUUCUUGUGCCUGUCAAAUAAUUUCGUAACAGCUAUGUUCAUGUUUGAAUGCUGGAAAAGUGGGGAUAACAUUUUGCCUUUUGUUGCAUGCUCUUAAAGUUAAGAAGUUUCUCAGCUGGAUAAAUUUAAUCUAUGUACAGUUGACUCUAUUAUCCAGUUGAUGAGUGCAUGUCCUUUCUGUUAUCAUCACUGUGAUAAUGUAGUGUGAUAAAUAGUGUCCUCUACUUUUUUUAGUCUUACCUCUUACAUAGCCCUUUACAGCUUCAGAAGGCUGCACAAAUGCUAGUAUGAGCCAAAGUAAUUAGUUGCUUGCUGGCAUAAGUAUUUGACAGUGAGUAAUAUGUUAUCAUCUGCUCAUUACAGAAAGACACAUGGAGUACAUAAAGAUACUGUUUAUUGGACUAAAAUCUCUGGAGACACAUGUAGAAUUUAUCUUGUGACACUAUAAUCCUUUGUGCAUAGGAGCCUUGGAGUUGCAUAUUUAGCAUACUCUGCUUAUAUCUGGGACUCCCCCCUUGCCUCUUCAAGCUGUAAGUCCUGUUAUGCUGAAUGUUGGGAGCGAGAACUGUUUGACCAAUUCACUAGCUACAUUUUCAGCACUUCGGUCAGCUCACUAUUAUGUGCUAGAGCAAGCCAGAAUGCUUGCUGUCAAUAAGACGUGAGAAUCUUAGUAAUUAAGUAGACUACUCAGCUGGAAUGAAUUAAAAAUAUAUAAACUCCAUGUUCUCUUUUCAGUAACUCCAUUACCAGGUGCCAGCCAUGCCAAGAAUAUUCAAUAGUAUAUAGAAAGACACUCUGGUUUACCAGCACCUCAUAUAUUGAUUGGGACAAAGGGUUUGCCCUACAGUGCUGAUUUGAGGGACAUUAGAUUGUCAUCUGCUUUGAAAAUGUAUUGCAUGAUACUGUCCGAUAGUACUGCAUGAUACUAUACUGGACAUGUGAAGAAGCCUCCUGUAGUGACACAUAGCAUUAGGUGUAGGAGGCUUCUGUGUGUUCCUGGUGUGACCUACAACAUGGCUUCUGUGGCCACUGGAGCCUAUUUGAUACAUUUGCCAACAAAACUGGGCAGUCCAGAAUGGUGGUAGUAAACUUCCAAAUCUAAAAUGUGGGGAUGCAAAGUGCUUUUGCGGGGGGACAGGCUAGGUUUGCCCAGCUCUGACAGAAAUCUUACAGACAUAAGAACAAGGAAGCUGCCAUAUACUGAGUCAGACCAUUGGUCUGUCUGGCUCUGUAUUGUCUUCACAGACUGGCAGUAGCUUCUCCAAGGUUGCAGGCAGGAAUCUCUCUCAGCCCUAUCUUGGAGAAGCCAGGGAGGGAACUGGAAACCUUCUGCUCUUCCCAGAGUGGCUCCAUCCCGAGGGGAAUAUUUUACAGUGCUCACACUUCUAGUUUCCCAUUCAUAUGCAACCAGGGCAGACCCUGCUUAGCUAAGGGGGCAAGUCAUGCUUGCUACCACAAGACCAGCUCUCCUCUCUGGAGACAAGGCACAAUUGUGGCUGCCAAAAAAUAAGCUAUUCAAUUGUGGAGGGAGGUUGUAAUACAAUCAUUACCUUCCCCUCCACUUUCCUUGGGUUUAAAGAAUGUCACUUGCAUGCCUUUCCCCACACCAUUAAAGUCUGCACAACUCACUUGAAUAAAAUGUGCUCAAUAAGAAACUAUAAAACAAAAGACAUUAGUUCAUAAACAACUGAAAUAAUGACUUUCUCUGAAUUCUUAUUUGUACACCUUUUGCCAGAGAUGGUUUUGAAAAUAGGGUAGGGAGUCUCUGGGACGGAGCAAACACCAGUGAAAGGUUUUUUAAGAUAAUUUUACUUAGGAAACAAAGGCACUAAGAGAUCAGUACAGAACUUGCUGACUCAUAUACAAAGGAACAGAAAGGAGAAGAGAAAUUUCUACCUAGCCCAACCAAUACAGAGGAAACUAUAGUGCCCCCUCUGGCUUCUGAGUAUAUGCAAACUCAAUUUGAGUAUAUGCAAACUCAUAUACUUGAGUAUAUGUAUAUGCAAACUAUACAGCAAGCUAGGCUGCAGCUGUUGCAUAUCCCAACAAAUAGUAGUGCCCAAACUAUGCCUGCAUCUCUUGGGAAGAACACAGUAUGUUUCUGAUAAAUCAGAGGCAGUAAUGUGGGGAAAUGACUACAUUGCACACUUUAAUAUCCCAGUUUAGAUGGCUGUAUAAAAUGGCAUAUUGUGUUCUACUCCUAUACAUAAUAACCAAACCAGUCGCAGUCCCAAGUUAGUCCUAUAAAGCCCACUGUAGUUUCUGACUUAAGUUUUUCAUUUCUUGGUAAGUUAUAAUAUAUUAAGGCUGCAGUUCUAUGGACACAGUUCUAUGUGAGAAUAAGAUCCAUUAAAACAAUGUAGCUGACAUCCGGAUUACUGUAGUGAGUGCAUCUAACAUCAGUUUGUGCACAGUGGUUCCAAAGCAUGGGUGCUCUUGUGCACACAUACUUCAGAGUUUCCUCUCUGUACUCCAGAAGCACUCUGUUAGAGCAGAAACACACCACCAACCCUCAGAGACAUGUUUCCAGUCCAACAGAGUGUUUCUGAAGUGGGGGAGAAGUUCAAAGGUAUUUGUGCUCUUGCAGGAAACACCCUCACUUCAGAAGUGUGGGGAGUAGAAUGAGGGUAGCUGUUGCAUGUGCACUGUUAGAAGUGUGCAAGCUGCAACAAUCAGGAUGGCAGCCUGGAACUCUGUGCAAACAUGAACACGGCUGUACUUUAAGUGAAACGUCAAACUCUGAAUUCUGCCUACUUCUGUUGUUAAAGCGAGUCUAUCUUCAUGACAUGCUGGAUAGGCCUUUUAAUUGAUUAGGGUCUCUCCCCCCACUCCCACAGCAUGGAAAUAAUGGAGGAAAUUGAAAUCUCUACAGGGAAAAAAAUAUCAAGUGACAUCAUGUAAUUCCUAAUAAGAAUUAUUUCAAUUUGUUAAGUGCAGUUCCAUUACAAAUAAGACAACUGAUGUGCACAUAAAAAAGAAGCAAUAGAAGACUUAGCUAACUUGUAGUAAAAUCCAUAAACUAUGAAAGAGGUGAGAACGCAAAAGCUUAAUUAAGUUAAAGCUUGUAUAUUGAGGGUUACAAAGAUGUUGGUAUUUAUAAAUAACAUAUUUAUAGAGUAUUUUAAUUCAGAUAAGGACUCACAUGUACUUUAUAUACAAUUGAUUGCAAGGUUGAUAUGAACUCUGUCCAAUCCAAAUAAGCAAAAGCUAUGCAGAGUGAUAAUAUAUUUUCAACAUGACAGCAGGCUUUCUUCCACAUAAUAUAAAAUGGCAGAUUUUGCAUAUGGCACAAUUCUGGCCCAAGCCCAUAUGUAUAGAUUAUGGAAGCUGUGCUGGAAGUGUUUGGUUAAAAAAAAACCCACCAGAUUUUAUUGAAUCGUUUUUUUAAAAAAUGUGAAUACUAAAUCUCGAACCUCAUUUAAAAUAUAAUUUCGUUAAAAUUAAAUCUCAUUACAAGCAUGCUACCAACAUAGUCUGUUAAAAAUUAAUUAGUGACUUUGUCACACACACACCCCAAUCAAACAUGGACAAUCAUUUGAUUUCAUCUCAUGAAAAUAGUUCUAGUCUUCCCAACAACUAUCAGCUAUUGCUUUUAAAGAUCUCUGGGGUUUGUUCUGAAAUAGAUGAAAAACACAUGCAAACACACAGGCUGCAUAGUAGGGAGGUUAUUUUGUAAUGGUGCUGGGCCAAGGCAAAGGAAUUAAGUCAGAAAUACAAUAUAGGAGUGGCCUAGGGAGGUAAAGUGGAAAGACAAGGGAAGGUACUAUUCAGUAGGCCUGUGCAAAAUCGGAUCAGGAAUGUUGGAAUUGGUCCAACAUUGCUGCAGUCAAAAAUUCGGCCAAAUUCCGGUCUGAUACAGAGUCUCUGAUAUCAGAUCGAAAUUGCCAGAAUUUAUGUAGAAUGUGUUUUUAUUUAACAAGGUGUUCUUGUACAAGAGCACCAUUCUGGAAACAGUAGAACAUUGACCUCUAUGGGGAACAAUCAGAUAUUAAGUCAGAUUUCCAACCAGAAAUCUGACUCCAACCUGACAUCCCCAGGAGCCCAAGAACCCAAUUCCAAUAUUUUCAAAAUCUGAUUGGAUCAAAUCAGAUUUUUGUGUGUGUGCACAGCCCCACUGUUAAGUACACAGCUUCCUAUAUUAACACAGAAAAACUAUCAUAGCUUCUGGGCUUAAGGAACACCUUACCUGGGAAUAUUUUGAAGAAAUACUUUCCCUGGGUAAAAAAAUAAAAUGUGUCAAAUGUAAGCAGUGUAACAAAGAGAUGCAGGACAGCUUGACACAAGUAAUGGUAUCCAUCAAAUAAACAACUAUGUACUACUUCCUAAAUUAGUAAAAAUCAAGUUAUCUAAAACACAUGAAAUAUACCCUUGUAGGUGUUGUGAUUACUCUAUCGAGUUGUAAAUGUUUUCAGUGAUCAAAUUUACACCAUCAUUUAAGAAAUAUGUGAAGCAUAUUUCUGUGGGGAAACUUGAUUUAAAUUAAUGCUUUAAAUUGAGGUUCUCGGUGACUUAAGUUGCCUUUAUUUAAAUCAAUCCACCCUUGGUUAGGGAAGUCCACUAGAGAAGCAAAACCAAAAGGCACACUGAACUUUGUUGCUAAAGUAGAGUCCACCAGACCUAGGAGACCAUCAACAACCAGUGGGACGCUUUCUGUGUAAUUGAGCCUAACAAGAAAGUUGCUGGUAUUAAGCAUAUCUAGCUCCUCAGUAUCUGUAUUUGCUUUUUGUCUUGUUUGCUCAAGUGAAGUUUUUUGCAUUCCAUCCUGAUUCUUCUCUCCAAGCCAGCUGUUUCUCCUCUCUUGAAUCUGUUCCCAGUAGAAUGGCAUAAUAAUACUGCAGUGCGUGCAACUCCUCCAGCCAGGCUGGUUAAUCUUAGGACACUAUAGAAGAGAGAAGCAGUCAAGCUUCUUUUUAGCUUUCUCUGAGCAGAUGAAAGCAGCACAGAUAAACAAGAAACACCGUCUCAUUACCAGCAACAGGUUUACAGUAUUCCUUAUCAAAUUAACACUGACUGAUAGACGAGGGAAAAGAAUAUGCAUCUGUUUCUUCAAGCUGUCCUUGCUUCAUAACAUUAAGACUGCUCUUCAUACGGUGCUCAGAAAUGGACGAAGCAGCUCAUGGCACCAGCAACCUGUUCACUCACUGUGAUUCUGCUUCAUGAUGUAUGGAGAUUAAAGUUACAUUUCAUACUUUUACACACAAGUCUUGUUGAUUUAAUAGGACUUGUAAGGCAUACGACUCAGUGCAAGAUUGCAUUUUGUAUGAGAUAAUGAUAUCUGUAUAUUCAUGAUUAAACAAAGUGAAGGCUUGUUUCUAUUCUUACUGCUUUAAUUCAUAUUUUUAAAAGCUUUAUUUUGAUACUGCAUGUAUUUAAGGUUUUCAAAGGCAAUUAUCAAUGUAUGUAAAAAUCAUGAACUUUGUUAAUGUAUGUGAGUUUAUCCUUGUUUUCCUGCAAAAUAUAAUUUGCUAGAUCAAGAUUUGCCAUGA
Molecule: messenger RNA, 8360 nt
Organism: Hemicordylus capensis (graceful crag lizard)
Lineage: Eukaryota; Metazoa; Chordata; Lepidosauria; Squamata; Cordylidae
Gene: GLP1R
Product: glucagon like peptide 1 receptor
Exons: 15
Coding region: 260-1771 (503 amino acids)
Biological process (GO): cell surface receptor signaling pathway; adenylate cyclase-activating G protein-coupled receptor signaling pathway
Cellular component (GO): plasma membrane
Molecular function (GO): glucagon receptor activity; peptide hormone binding
Source: RefSeq, a predicted model, not a curated record